Molecule: messenger RNA, 3858 nt
Organism: Conger conger (European conger)
Lineage: Eukaryota; Metazoa; Chordata; Actinopteri; Anguilliformes; Congridae
Product: zinc finger E-box-binding homeobox 1-like
Exons: 9
Coding region: 565-3858 (1097 amino acids)
Biological process (GO): regulation of transcription by RNA polymerase II; anatomical structure development
Molecular function (GO): RNA polymerase II cis-regulatory region sequence-specific DNA binding; DNA-binding transcription factor activity, RNA polymerase II-specific
Source: RefSeq, a predicted model, not a curated record
ACGCAUUACAGCAAUGCAGAGGCCAGCUCGAACUCAGACUCAGACGACGAGGACAAGCUGCACAUCGUGGAGGAGGAGAGUCUCCCGGACACCACCGAGAGCCACGCUAACGCUAACGAGCUCCAGGGAGGCCCACCGGCCCACAAUGCAGCAUUAACACACAACGGAGACCAGCACCAAGCACUGUGGGAGGAAGAAGACCUGGGGCCUGAUGCCAGGAGGCAGAGCAGGAGGUUUAAAGGGAGGAAGGCCAGCGGCUGGGAGGCGGAGGAGGAGGACCGGGGGACCCCUGACCCCCUGGUGGAGGAGGACACGCCCGUGCUCUUCCCCGUGGCUCCGGAGGAGGGGGCGCGCCUGGGCACCCCCGAGGCCAGCGGCCCUGAUGAGAACGGUACCCCGGACGCCUUCUCUCAGCUCCUCACCUGUCCGUACUGUGCCCGCGGCUACAAGCGCUACACCUCCCUGAAGGAGCACAUCAAGUACCGGCACGAGAAGAGCGAGGACAACUUCAGCUGCACCGUCUGCAGCUACACCUUCGCCCACCGCACGCAGCUCGACCGCCACAUGACCGCACACAAGGCCGGCCGGGAGCAGCGGCACGUGACGCAGUCGGGGGGAAACCGAAAAUUCAAGUGCAGCGAGUGCAGCAAGGCCUUCAAGUACAAACACCACCUGAAGGAGCACCUGCGCAUCCACAGCGGAGAGAAGCCGUACGAGUGCCCCCACUGUAAGAAGCGCUUCUCCCACUCGGGGUCCUACAGCUCCCACAUCAGCAGUAAGAAGUGCGUGGGACCGCUGCCCAUCAACGGCCGGCCCCGCCCCGGGGGGAAGGCCGAGCCCUGCCCGUCCCCCUGCCCCUCCCUGCCCUCCUCCCCUGCCCCCCCGGGCCGCACGCUGGCCCCCGCCGGGCGCACGCUGCCGCGCGAGAAGCCCGACCCGGGGAAGCCCCUGCAGGAGCAGCUGCCCGUCACGCAGAUCAAAGCCGAGCCGCCGGAGUACGAGUACAAGCCCGUGGUCCUGGCCCCGCCCCCGAACGGCGUGUUCCACGGAGGCCCCUCCCUGCAGCCGGCCCCGGCCCCGGCCCUGGUGCAGGCUUUGGUCCUGCCCACCGUCGGGCUGGUCUCACCCAUCAGCAUCAACCUGGGCGACCUGCAGAGCGUGCUCAAGGUGGCGGUGGACGGCAACGUGCUCCGGCAGGUGCUGGAGAGCGCGCACCUCAACGCGUCCAAGGAGACGGGGGGCGGGGCCACGGCCACGCACUCAGUCAUCUCCGCCAUCAGUCUUCCCAUCGUGGACCAGGACGGCACCACCAAGAUCAUCAUCAACUACAGCCUGGAGCCCAGCCCAGUGCAAGCCGCCCAGCCCGCCACCAAAAAGCAGGCCCCGCCCCCUCCCAAAGCCCCAGUGGACUGCAAGGUGGACACACCCCCUGUGGAAGCCCCCGCCCCAAAGGAGGCGGAGUCGAACAAAGAGGCGGAGCUGGGCAGCGGGGAGGCGGGGUCAGGCAGCGGGGAGGCGGGGCCUGGCAGCGGGGAGGCGGGGUCAGGCAGCUGGAAGGCGGGGUCAGGCAGUGGGGAGGCGGGGUCAGGCAGCGGGGAGGCGGGGCCUGGCAGCGGGGAGGCGGAGCCUGGCAGCGGGGAGGCUGGGUCAGGCAGCGGGGAGGCGGGGUCAGGCAGUGGGGAGGGGAUGGAGUCGGUGAGCGUGGAGAGGCGGGAAGGCGAGCAGACGUGUCUCCUGUGUGACGACUGUCCCGGGGGCCUGGACGCCCUCCACAAGCUCAAACACUCGAACCCCAAACCAGGGGCCCCCGCGACCGCCAACGGGGAGGGCCCCGAGGGCGAGGGGGCCCCCGACAUCGCCGCCCUGCUGUCAGACGGCCCGGCGGGCCAGCCGGCGCUGAAGAGCCUGCUCUCGCUGCUGAAGGCCUACUUCGCCCUGAACGCCCAGCCCACGGCCCACGAGCUGGCCACCAUCUCCCACUCCGUCAGCCUGCCGCCCGACGUGGUCAGCAAGUGGUUCCUCAAGAUGCGCUCGGGGCAGAGUGCCGGGGGGGGCCAGGUCACUGUGGGGGGGCUGCCCCGCGCAUCCCCGCCCCCGUCCGGUGACGAAGCCCCUCCCCCAUCAGAGGGGGGCGGAGCCGGGUCAGAACCCCCCCGGGCAGAACCCGUGAGCCCGCUCCCCGCAACCGCCUCGCCCUCAGGGGACGCGCCGCCCGCGGACACUGCCCCGGCCCAGAGCGACUCCCAGGGCGACCCGCCCACCUCCCCCUCCCCUGCCCCCUCCCCGCUCAACCUGUCCGCCACCGGCCUUGUCAUCGUGAAGUCUGAGGAAGAGGAGGGGGAGGAAGGGCAGGCGGAGCCGCUGGACCUGUCGCUGCCCAAGCCGGUGCAGGGCGAGGGGUCGGCCGUGGCCCCGUGCAGCGCGUACUCCGAGCAGGAGGAGCCCCUCAACCUCACCUGCGCCAAGAAAGAGCCCCCGCCCGCCCCGCUGCCCGGCAACACCAUCUACGUCACCCCAAGUGCCAACCCCGUCAGCAUCGUCACCACCCAGAUCCCCACCCUCGUGGCCAUCACCGAGCAGGGCCUGUCCUGCCUGCGCGCGGUCACCGCCAACAAACAGACCAUCCUGAUCCCCCAGCUCACCUACACCUACACCACCACUGCCCCUGCAGCCAGCAGCCCCAGAGACCCGCCACUGCCAGCCAGCGUCCUCCAGGACGAGAGGCUGGACACCAGCUCAGAGGGGCUGGAGGAGCAGAACGACUCGGACUCGACCCCCCCCAGGAAGAAGAUGAGGAAGACGGAGAGCGGGAUGUACGCCUGUGACCUCUGCGACAAGAUCUUCCAGAAGAGCAGCUCCCUGCUGCGCCACAAGUACGAGCACACAGGUAAACGGCCUCACGAGUGUGGGAUCUGCAGCAAGGCCUUCAAACACAAGCACCACCUGAUCGAGCACACGCGGCUGCACUCCGGGGAGAAGCCCUACCAGUGCGACAAGUGCGGCAAGCGCUUCUCCCACUCCGGCUCCUACUCCCAGCACAUGAACCAUCGCUACUCCUACUGCAAGAAGGAGGCGCAGGGGCGGCAGGAGGGGGAGGGAGGGCCGGGGGCCCCGGGAGGCGCAGACACGCCCCCCCUCGCCCCCGACCAGGAGGAGGGCGACGCCCCCCCCUCCCAGCUGGACUCAGACGAGCGAGACGAGGAAGAGAGCGAGGAAGAGGAGGAUGAGGAGGACGGAGUGAGCGAGGGAGAGAUCCAGGUAGUGCGGGUCGGGGAAGGGGAGGACGACAGCGAUGAGGAAGGGGAGGAGCUAGAACAGGAAGAGGAGGAGCUAGAGCAGGAAGAGGAGCUAGAGCAGGAAGGGGAGGUGCUAGAGCAGGAAGGGGAGGGGUUAGAACAGGAAGGGGACAAUGAGGGGCUAAAAGAGGAAGGGGAGGGGCUAAAAGAGGAAGAGGAGGAGCUAGAACAGGAGGAGGAGGAGCUAGAACAUGAGGAAGGGGAGGAGCUAGAACAUGAGGAAGGGGAGGGGCUAGAGCAGGAGGACGAAGGGGAGGGGCUAGAGCAGGAAGAGGAGGCGCUAGAACAGGAAGAGGAGGGGCUAGAUCAGGAUGGGGAGGAGCUAGAGCAGGAAGGGGACAUGGGGGAGCUAAAAGAGGAAGGGGAGGGGCUAAAAGAGGAAGCAGAAACAAGAGGAGAAGAGGAGUGUCAAGGCGAGGAGGUGCAGGAGGAGGUCGAGGAGGUACAGGGAGGUCCGGUGGAAGAGGAGGCCGUAGAGACUGAGGUCGCCAUGGACAAGGAGACGGAGGGAGGCGCGGACAUCAGGAGCAAGCAGCAGGGAGGCGCGACGGAGGAGGAAUGA